This is a messenger RNA of Lepus europaeus (European hare), 662 nucleotides long. It is a transcript of the gene TNNC1, whose product is annotated as troponin C1, slow skeletal and cardiac type. Gene Ontology annotation, cellular component: myosin II complex. Bases 47 to 532 code for a protein of 161 amino acids. The record is from RefSeq and is a predicted model, not a curated record. NCBI's taxonomy places the organism in Eukaryota, Metazoa, Chordata, Mammalia, Lagomorpha, Leporidae. The transcript has 6 exons. Gene Ontology annotation, molecular function: calcium ion binding.
CCCAGGGCUGCUGGCAACCCCAGCAGCCGUCCUGUGAACUGACAGCAUGGAUGACAUCUACAAAGCCGCGGUAGAGCAGCUGACAGAAGAGCAGAAAAAUGAGUUCAAGGCGGCCUUCGACAUCUUCGUGCUGGGCGCGGAGGAUGGCUGCAUCAGCACCAAGGAGCUGGGCAAGGUGAUGAGGAUGCUGGGCCAGAACCCCACGCCCGAGGAGCUGCAGGAGAUGAUCGACGAGGUGGACGAGGACGGCAGCGGCACGGUGGACUUCGACGAGUUCCUGGUCAUGAUGGUCCGCUGUAUGAAGGACGACAGCAAAGGGAAAUCCGAGGAGGAGCUGUCUGACCUCUUCCGCAUGUUUGACAAAAACGCUGACGGCUACAUCGACCUGGACGAGCUGAAGAUCAUGCUGCAGGCCACGGGCGAGACCAUCACGGAGGACGACAUCGAGGAGCUCAUGAAGGACGGCGACAAGAACAACGACGGCCGCAUCGACUACGACGAGUUCCUGGAAUUCAUGAAGGGUGUGGAAUAGACCCAGCCUUCACCGGGAGCCGCCCAGGUGCUCCGACCCCGGUGGUGCCGGGGCGGGGCCGUGAGGGUCAGCCCCCCUCGCCCCACCCUGGAUCCCUCCCCGGGUGUGAAUAAAGCCUUGCCCCCCAGUG